AUGGCCGAAACCAUUCUAGCUAUCAUGGCUGACAAUGACGGAGGCCUCGACAAGGAUUUCCCAGUGCCCGAAGAUCCCGGCGAUGAAGUAGCGAGGCAUCCUGAUAGCGACAGUAGCUCUACUGAUGAAGGGGACGAAAGCGACAAGCCUAAACCGCUCCCCUUACAUGAGAAGCUCCUGGAAAUAGCAGAGGCUGAAGAGGAAUCUAAGGCAGCCCUUUCCGCAGAGUUCAAUUUUUUACUCGUCGAAAGUCGGUCUGAGAUCAAUACGCGAGACUCAACCGACGCAACAGCCCUCCACGUCGCGAUUGAGCAUGGUCUCGAAGCUGAAGCUCAAAAACUCAUCGAGAAUGGAGCGGACACCGGUAUGAGCGACAGCGACGGGAAACAAGUUCUCCACCUGGCUUGUAGAGGGGGCUUGACUGAGCUAGUCACAUUCCUACUUGGUCAGAGCCCAAACGUCAACACUACAUCAAAGAAUGGCGACACUCCACUCGCUGCGGCGUGUCGAAAUGGCCAUGCAAACAUCGUUAAUCUCCUUCUCGACAUGAAAGCGAACGUUAAGACAGCUGAUGAGGAAAUGUGGACUCCACUACACUGGGCUAGCUGGGAAAAUCAUGUUGAAAUCGUGAAGCGUCUUCUUGAUGAGGACACGGAUAUCGAUGCCACUGAGGGGAACGAAAACUGGACUCCGCUCAAUGCAGCUGCUUAUCGUGGCCACGAAGAAGUCGUUUCUCUUCUCCUUAGAAAGAGCGCCGACCUCUCCAUUCCGGACUCAUCAAAUUGGACUCCCUUGAUGACAGCGACGAGAAUGCAACAUCCCGAAAUUGCCAGGACAAUCCUUCGCUACAAGGAAUCAUCUAAAAAGGAUUUUCUUGAGAUACGUGAUGAUGGAAACAACACCCCUUUAAGCGUCGCCAGCUACUAUGGGUAUAAUGACAUUGCAUCUCAACUAAUCGACGCUGGCGCAGAUUGCAACGCUACAGACAAUGAUGGUAUGACUCCAUUGCAUUCCGCCAGUUUUCAAAACCAUUACCAGAUCACUACUCUUUUGUUAUCCAAAGCCUCGGAAUUUGGCAUCGACAUUGAAGCAAAGGCAAAAGCAAAGAAUGGCAGAACUCCCUUGCAUCUCGCAAGUCUCCAAGGCAAUGAGCUUAUCGUCAAGACAUUGCUUCAAGCGAAGGCCUCUAUAGAUGCCACAGAUGACUCGAAACUGACUCCACUACAUCUUGCUAGUGGUGCGAAAUCAGAGGAUAGAUGUGACUCAGAACACGACCCGGUUUUACCGGGACCAAGCGGUGAGAAUGACACAGAUUGGGAGAAACGGAAUGCAGAAGCCAUGUCUGGACGACAUUUAGCGGUCGUUGAGCUUUUGUUGAAGAAUAAGGCCAGCCCAUGCCUCAAAGCUGCGAAUGGGGACACCGCUCUACAUCGUGCUGCAGCAACCGGCGACAAGGAGAGAAUCGAUAUCCUGAUGAAGCACAUGAAAUUAGAGGAUUUUUCUUGGAAAAACUGGAAAGACAGCCCAGUCCAAUCAGCCCUUCGUGGUAGUGAUCCGCAAGCUGCCAUGGAAGCGUUGUUAGGUGAAGAAAAGGUCAAGACAGCGGCCUUUUGGAAAGAUGGUGGACGGAUUAAUGUCAUCAAAGAGGCUAUGAAAGCAUCUGAACCCCAACACAUAGUUGGUCAGAUAUUCUGUCAGAUAGCAGCAAAUGAUGACACUGCUCCUGAAGGAUCCAACAACUGGAGCCCGAUCCGAUGGGCAGCACACGAAAGGCUUCCCGAUGUAUUGUCUCAACUAAUCGACGAGUCCGGUCCUUCUGGAGACGUGGGUAAGAUGGUACAUGAAGCCCUACAGGAGACUUCCAAGUCGAUAACACUGAAGGAACUUGAGUCCGAGCCGUCGUGCGAAAAGCUUGUACAGGUUUUGUGGAUUCUCAUCACGACUUCAGAGCGAGUGCCUCUGAACACCCAAGCAAUCAGAGACGCCUCGCGUUUUGUACGAGAAAAGACUUCUCCUUCGAAGCCGGUGGACAUGGAGGUAUUGAGGAGCCUCUCUGCCCUGUUAAGGGUGAGAUUGUCGAAACUUGACGAUCUCAAAGCUCCAAAUGACUCGAUUCUCCGAAACAAAAAGUUUAGUUUGAAUAAGGACGCCAUGUAUUGGUCUAAGCAGGGAAUGUACGAUGGUGUACUUUCGGAAACAAAAGCGCUGGAAACACGUUUUGCGAAAUAUGCAGAGUUUUCGGACACAUUGCAAACUAUGGAAAGUCAUUUGUCGAAAUAUGCAGAGUACUACUCCAGGGAGAAACUCAAAAGCAUUACCAUGUUGAGUACAUUGCAAGAUAUCCUCAAGGACCCCCCUUUUGCACAAAUAUCUCAAACACAUAGGGACGAAGUGGACUAUAAACCCCCUGUACCUGAAGCAAGUCAUGAAAAGGUAGUUCAACAGGCUGAAGCCACUGUUGUCGGGUUCUUCAAGCGAGAGGGCGAAUCCGGAAGAAUACGACGAAAUCGACCAAUACAGGAGGUUGUCUACGAUCCAGGACCUACCAAUGUCGUUGGGGCUGCUAUCAGGAGUCUGAUUGACAUGACCAAGAGAGGAUCGAUGCGCUUCAAUAGCAAGCUCUACGCUAAGGAGAACCUCAAACUUACCUGGGUACAUCUACCGUCGACUAAUGACUUGCUCACAAGUAUCAUGUCAUACGAACAGUACCGUGCCCGCGAGCUUUACGAAGUCAGGUCCUUCUUUCGAGAUAGCUGGGUUGAAGUUCCCGAUAAAGAGUCACGUUUAAGAAUGAUGAGACCGCGAUCUGUGAUAAGACCGAUAGAAACCGCGCCUAAACUCAGGUCAGAUGAGGGUGCAACUUCUGAAUCACUCAAGGAUUAUGGCGAAGGAAAAGGAGAAGCACAUCGAGCAGAGUCGGGAGCAGGGGGGGAGGAUGCAGGAGACACACCAAAAUUCAAAGCCGCAGUCGCAGACUCAACAGUAGAUGAACAGAGAAUCUACAAGGACUGGGCCUCUAAACCACAUCUGCCUGAGAAAAAGCCGCAUCAAUUUGUACACGCAUCCGCUGUCUAUAUGCCCUACCUCAGUUACUCAACUCACUGCCGACAUUGGAAUAACGGGAAUCGAGAGCUGAAAGAAGCACAUGACCAUUAUGAGGAACUACAAGAGAAGUACAAAGACAAAGAUAAACCACAGCAUGGCUCACCCACCCUUGAUGAGUGGUACUAUCAAUUCGCACAGAGCGAUCCUGACGCAACGGAAGACCAGGAAAGUAGGAACGAGAAUCAGGUAGUGAGUAAGUAUCUGAAGCAGGUCAAGGAAGCAGAUGAUACUACUGAUAGCAGGGAUACUAUUGACCUGGAUGAGAAUCAGUGGACAGUAGUUCGUGUCAAUCAGCUCUGGAUUUGGACUAUUGCAAAGGAUUGGAUCAUUACUGCUACCUCAACACCAUUCGACAACAGCCCCGAUGUCCUUGUCGAAGACAUUCUCAAUCAGUUGAGCAAGCAAGCCGAAUACGGUGGCAGUCGCGCGCAGCCUGUAUCCGCUGCUGACCUAGUCCCUGUGAUUGUCGAUCAUUGCAUCGGCUCGUAUGAGAGGAGGCCUCUCGAUAAUCAGCGUAUAUCUAUUGGCCAAACAUUCUCUCAUUACAUCAACAGAAUUGAAACAAAUCUAUUUGAGGGCUUCCGCGUGUGGUCAUUAGACGAAAACCGAAGGAAGAACACAAACAACAAAGCUUACAGACGAUCUCCGGCUGAGAACCUGCUCCAGUAUGCUAAAGAUCGCAAAGUUGAAGAGGCCCCUUCAAGCAGCAGAGACGACACCGCGGGGACUAAGCAGACGAGCCUUCAGCCACACAGUCGGGACAUCAGUGCGCAGAUCGAGAAAGCGACGGAACUCUACUGCGAAAUUAAGGAUGUUCGUGAUGAAGUCAACAUUCUCAAGUCAGUGGCCCAGUUCCAGCAAAUUGUACAGAGGGGGCUUGCUGGCAAGGACGUGGACGAAUCACGGUUCUCUUCAACAUAUGUCGUAAAGGAUCUCAAAGAGCUUGAUUCCAUUGCAGAAAGGAUCCAGGGAGCGAUCAGCACCACGCUGUCACUACAACAAAGUGAUGUUGCGAACCGUCAAGCGACUGAAGCGACAAGGCAAGGCAAGACAGUGAUGACUUUCACUUUUGCCACAGUUCUAUUCCUUCCCUUAUCGUUUUUAUCAUCAUUGUUCGCUUUGGAUGUGGCGUCCUUCCAACAAGCUCCUGCUUGGGCUUUCUACGUGAUAUUCUUUGUCUCUAUCGGGAUCUCAGUCAUCCUAGGUUGCAGUGUCUUCUGGUGGGACAACAUCAAGCGCGCCAAGGACAUACUUCUUGACAUUCUAGAAAAUUCAUUCGAGAGCGCCAGCCGAACUUCAAGUCCACCGAAAUUGCCGGGAAAAGAAGGUACAGCGAGCAAAGACAGAGAGGGAAUUGACACAGCUGUCGAUAUUAGAUCAAAGAGCAAAGAUAGUGAGCCAGGGUUUAAGAAGCGUUUCAGAAGACAGAGGCGGGGAGGUGACGAAGAGACUGCUGAGAGUCAUGCUGUGACAUAG
Messenger RNA from Fusarium tjaetaba, 4581 nucleotides. Its product is annotated as ankyrin unc44. Lineage: Eukaryota; Fungi; Ascomycota; Sordariomycetes; Hypocreales; Nectriaceae. The record is from RefSeq and is a predicted model, not a curated record. Gene Ontology annotation, cellular component: membrane. Gene Ontology annotation, biological process: metal ion transport; transmembrane transport. Gene Ontology annotation, molecular function: protein binding; metal ion transmembrane transporter activity. The transcript has 8 exons. The coding region runs from base 1 to 4581 and encodes 1526 amino acids.